Fundulus heteroclitus (mummichog) is the source of this 2069-nucleotide messenger RNA. It is a transcript of the gene abat, whose product is annotated as 4-aminobutyrate aminotransferase. Gene Ontology annotation, biological process: GABA catabolic process. The record is from RefSeq and is a predicted model, not a curated record. Bases 319 to 1821 code for a protein of 500 amino acids. Gene Ontology annotation, molecular function: pyridoxal phosphate binding. Gene Ontology annotation, cellular component: mitochondrion. The transcript is spliced from 18 exons. Lineage: Eukaryota; Metazoa; Chordata; Actinopteri; Cyprinodontiformes; Fundulidae.
CGGAGGCAGGGAGAGCAAGCCCCUCCCCUCCCCUCGCCUCACAGGGAGCUCGUUUGGCGGUCGGGGAGCAGAUUCACAUCUCGUCCUGCAGCGGUACACGCCGUCCUGCUGCUGCUGCCGCUCAUCCAUCGGUCCUGUGUGGUUCCCUUCAGGACUGCUGGCUGUCCAGAACCCUCAGACCAUCUGGUGCUGUGCAGCUACAUUUGAGACGUUUGGCUGCCCAGAACCUCUUUAAUCAGCUGGUGGCUGGGUGAAAUCGGUCUCUGAGAGCAGUGUCUGCCGCUCUCCCUCACAUCCUCCUGGUUUGGCUGUUUGGUCAUGGCGAGCUCCUUGAUCAGUCGUCAGGUUGCUCUCUGCUUGCACAAGAACGUAUGGCUGAGCUCUGCAGGGUGCAGGUAUGUCAGUAAGGCAGCAGCAAAGACGCAGGUGGACUACGACUAUGACGGGCCCUUAAUGAAAACUACAGUCCCUGGGCCACGAUCACAAGAGCUGACAAAACAACUGGGAGACAUUCAGAACGUUGGUGCAGUCAACUUCUUUUGUAACUAUGAAGAUAGCAGAGGAAACUACUUGGUGGACGUGGACGGCAAUCGCAUGCUGGAUAUCUACACUCAGAUCUCCUCCAUUCCUAUUGGCUACAACCAUCCUGCUCUGCUCAAGAUGAUGACCAAUCCCAACAAUCUGAGCACAUUUGUGAACCGACCUGCGCUUGGAAUCCUGCCGCCUGAGAAUUUUCCAGACAAAAUCACUGAAAGUCUUCUCUCAGUCGCACCGAGUGGAAUGACUCGUGUUCAGACAAUGGCCUGUGGCUCAUGCUCCAAUGAGAACGCCUUCAAAUCAAUAUUCAUCUGGUACAAAAACAAGGAGCGGGGUCACAAUGUACCAUCUGAAGAAGACAUGAGUUCCUGCAUGAUAAACCAGGCUCCAGGCUGUCCAGACCUCAGCAUUUUGUCUUUCAUGGGAGGUUUUCAUGGAAGAACAAUGGGUUGUUUGGCAACGACACACUCCAAAGUGAUCCACAAGUUGGACGUGCCAUCUUUUGAUUGGCCAGUUGCUCCGUUUCCCAGACUGAAGUACCCUCUGGAGGAGUUCGCCAGAGAGAACGCUCAGGAAGAGGCUCGCUGUCUGGAGGAGGUGGAGGACUUGAUUGUGAAGUGGAGGCAAAAGGGGAAGCCUGUUGCAGGGAUCGUCAUUGAACCGAUUCAGGCUGAAGGUGGAGAUAACCACGCCUCCCCAGACUUCUUCAGAAACCUCCGAAACAUUGCACGCAAGCAUGGUUGUGCUUUUCUCGUGGAUGAAGUCCAGACUGGUGGUGGAGGCACAGGGAAGUUCUGGGCCCAUGAGCACUGGGGGAUGGAUGAUCCUGCUGAUGUUGUCUCCUUCAGUAAAAAGCUCCUGACUGGGGGUUACUACCAGAAGGAUGCGUUACAGGCUGAUAAGCCAUACCGUAUUUUCAACACCUGGAUGGGGGACCCCUCAAAGAACUUGUUCCUGGUUGAGGUUCUCAAUGUCAUCCGCAGAGAAAAUCUUCUGGAGGAAGUGACCCGUUCUGGCAAAGCUUUGCUGAAUGGCCUCUACGAGCUGCAGGCUCAGUAUCCCGGCCUGCUGAGCCGAGCUCGAGGACAGGGGACGUUCUGUGCCAUUGAUGUGCGGGACGCGGCGACUCGAGACAGGAUGCUGGUCCAGGCCAGAGACAAAGGUGUGCUCCUGGGAGGAUGUGGGGACGUGUCCAUCCGUUUCCGUCCUGCACUCAUCUUUAAGGAGUACCACGUCCACAUCUUCCUCAACAUCUUUAACGAUGUCCUGGCUCAGAACAAAUAAUUCCCAGUCCUCAAGGAACCUGACUGCAACUACGGAAGACAGAAUUUACCUUGAGAAGAAGGGGUAAUCAGGCUGCCAUGAUAAGCACAGAUAACAGGUUUCCUAUAAACUUUCUGUUUAAAUAUCCAGAGCCUGUUUGGCUCAUAACAUUUAUAACUGGAACUUUCCUUGGAUACUAAAGAUAAUGACAUCCUUUUACUCGUGGAGUCAUAAAGAUAGACCCAGUAAGCCCUCCAGAGAUUGAGGCA